UGCAAUCAUAUUUCGUCUAAUUUUAUGCACCCAAUUAAUUAUCUAAGUGCAAAUUUAUGCACAAUAUACUUUGUUGUACCUGUCAUUUGAUUAUAGGUGUAGAAAAUUAAAUAUUCCAUAUAUAUGUUUUCUCUAUGAAGCCAAGUUACUAAAUUCUCAUUUUCUUACUUUAUUGCAUUUAUAAUAAGGUCAAAAGUGUGACACACUUAAUGAUAUAAAUAAUGUCUGAUUUGAAAAAAAAAUUACUAAGGUAGCAUAGUAAACGGCUACUCAAUUUAUCCGCUUACAUAUUACAAAUCUUUUAAAAUAUAAUAAUGGGUGAACAAAAAGCGGUAAUCAAAAAUGCCGAUAUGUCAGAAGAUAUGCAACAAGACGCUGUUGAUUGCGCUACACAAGCUUUAGAAAAAUAUAAUAUUGAAAAAGAUAUAGCAGCAUUCAUUAAGAAAGAAUUUGACAAGAAAUACAAUCCUACAUGGCAUUGUAUUGUUGGGAGAAAUUUCGGAAGGUUAGUAAUAUUUUGUAACUCGACAUAAAUAUUUAUUCAUUAUUAAUAUGUAAUCAAUGUUAUUCACUCACUGUUUAUGCCAAGACAGAAAUAAUUUGACGUUAUAAUGUGGAGUUUGUAACGGUGUAUAAGGAAUUAUGUAACUUUAUUGGAAGUCAAUAUUAUACAUUUAUGUGACGCAUGAAACCAAACAUUUCAUUUAUUUUUACUUGGGACAACAAGCAAUUCUUCUCUUCAAAUCUGGUUAAUUCGGAGAAAGUCAAGACAACAAGAGAAAUACCACCAGAAACCAAAUCAAACAUUGUAACGCACAUCUGAUCAUUAUUCAUUCAGCGUAACCCAAUUAACUUCACAAACACAAUUUUCUGUAGUAAUUCAUCUUUCUAAGAGCAAACAGAAAAAAUAUAGGUUGAAUGAAGAGCACAAAACAGAACAGAAUAAAUAUUAGUAUAACUGAGAUUGUGUUUCCACAUUGUCUUUUGUACUGGUUGAUCCACUAUCAUAUUAUUGUCAGUGUGUGCUUUUGUGUGUGGUAAUUUUAUCUGUGGUAGUGUUUCGAAAUCGAAAAUGAAACAUCUUCAUUAUUAGUAAACAAUUGAAAUAAACAGUUAUUCGUGCAGAAGACCGAGAGUGUUUUCUCUUUAUAUCUCGUCAUAUAGAUUCAUCCUUGGUUAGAUCGAGCUGGCACACAUGCUAUCUCCGAUUCGUUUCGCUCCAGUCUCCUCUCCACUUCGUUUUCCUAAUUGUCUCUUCAGAUCAACGAUUGCAUGAAGUAUACAUACACAAAAUCCAUUCUCGUGUUUGACUUAUUUUAAUUCCGUUAUUCAGUAACAAGAGUUGAGUCGAUAAAAAUAUACGAGGGUUAGAGGUAUGUAUAUUUCAAUAACAAUCAUUUAUUCGAUCCAAUUGGAGUCAGAUAUUGGGCCACAAAAAAAACUACGUUAUCAUACAUUAAUGAUGGAAGCUUAUUCAAAAUACAUACCAUAAUGUUAUUCAAAAAUACUUAUAUAUUCUUCAUAUAACUGAUUACUGUGUAAUAAGAAGCUUAACUGGAACUAAUCAAAAGAAGACCACGAUAUGUUUGCAUUCAUAGAAUUUAUCGUCAUUAGUACGUUUGUUGCACUUUUUAAUGACAUUUACAAUCGUAGCAUGAAGUCAAAUUACAAAAAUUCAAGUUCAAAUGAAGUCAAGUGAUUCCUUCAUUUGAAAAUUUAAAAAUACUUGGUGGUAAUUGUGAAGGUUGUGACUGACGGGUCUUUGAAUAAUCCUUUUACGACAGUAAUUUAUAUUCGUAAUUUAUUUACAACAAAGAGAGAGGUGAACUCGAAAUCUAUGCUAGAGGCAUACUGACG
This is a messenger RNA of Schistosoma curassoni, 1857 nucleotides long. The record is from the annotation of a GenBank genome assembly. Lineage: Eukaryota; Metazoa; Platyhelminthes; Trematoda; Strigeidida; Schistosomatidae.